AUGGGUCGCAGGAAGGUAAAGCAUGAAUUGAUUUCCAAUGAAUCUGUUAGGAAGGUGACCUUCAGAAAGAGGAAGGCUGGCCUGCUGAAGAAGCUCGAUGAGCUCACAACUCUAUGUGGGGUUAUUGCCUGCGCUAUUAUUUUCAGUGCCUAUGAUGAUCAACCGGAGAUCUGGCCUUCCCAUGCAGAAGCAUUGUAUGUGUUUGAAGAGUUGAAGAAAUUACCAACAAGGAAGCCAGGAAAAUACAUGUUGGACCAAGAAGUUUUUCUGGACACAAACAUAUCCAAGUUGAAUCUCCAGUUAGAGAAACAAAAGAGGAAAAAUCUAAGGCUUGAGUUGGAGUUAACGUUGGCAAAGUCAAAAAGCAUGGAAGGUAUGGAUUUACGUUAUUUAAAUCAUAUAAAAAAUCUGACUGAAUCAAUUCAAUAUUUGGACGAAAUGAUUGCAUUUGUCACCACCAAGAUCGAGCAUGCUGAGAAUGAGAAUAAAGAUCAAGUCUUGGUAGUUUUGGAGAAUGGAUUGAUUCAACAAGAAUAA
Messenger RNA from Dovyalis caffra, 537 nucleotides. The record is from the annotation of a GenBank genome assembly. NCBI's taxonomy places the organism in Eukaryota, Viridiplantae, Streptophyta, Magnoliopsida, Malpighiales, Salicaceae.